AUGUCAACAUCCACGGGUGAUCUUCCUGGACGUUUAGUACUUAUUUCAUUCAAACUCAAUCGUAUUAUUCCUAUACUUCUACUUAUUCUUGGCACAGUUGAUAAUAUUAUGAAUAUUCUAAUAUUUACUCGCCGUUCACUUCGUACUAAUGCAUGUCCAUUUUAUUUUUUGGCUUCAUCAAUCAAUAAUUUGUUUGUUCUCAGUGUUGCUUUACUUAUACUUCUUCUGUCAAGUGGUUUGCAAAUCGAUCCGUCGAAUUUAAAUAUUGUACUUUGA
Rotaria socialis is the source of this 276-nucleotide messenger RNA. The record is from the annotation of a GenBank genome assembly. Lineage: Eukaryota; Metazoa; Rotifera; Eurotatoria; Philodinida; Philodinidae.